Hermetia illucens (black soldier fly) is the source of this 3936-nucleotide messenger RNA. RefSeq names its product A-kinase anchor protein 1, mitochondrial (gene spoon). The transcript is spliced from 5 exons. The coding region runs from base 150 to 1925 and encodes 591 amino acids. The record is from RefSeq and is a predicted model, not a curated record. Gene Ontology annotation, molecular function: RNA binding. Lineage: Eukaryota; Metazoa; Arthropoda; Insecta; Diptera; Stratiomyidae.
GUUUGUGUUUUGAUAGACCGGCAUCGUUUAUAGUUUGCGUGUGUACAUUUUUUGACAUUGAGCUUGAGAACAAACACAACCACGCGCUGGAAAGUUACCCCAUCGAACUGAUAAAUAUUCAGUUAGAAUUUCUUUAAUUAGAGCAAAUAAUGUUUUCGGAGAAUAUCAUAUCACAAGUGUUAUUUCAAUUCCAAUUAUCAAACUGGAACAAAAUGGUAUCAAGUCGUCCACUAUUGUUCUUAUCAAUCCCCGGUUUAGCCCUUAUGCUUGGGGUUAUUUGGUACCGCCGCCGAAAAACGGUCCAUUGUGAUGAUAGUGCCAUCGACGGCGAGGAACCUAGUUUGGAAGCUAAUAUAAGCAGUGACGAUAUAAAAACGAACAAUAAUCGUUCACUUAAAAGUUCAAAAUCACUGGAGAUUAUGUCAUCAAAAGGCAAAAACGGUGAUAAUACUGAUUCUAGUAAAUAUGGAAAGUCAGCUCCAAUUGACAUUCAGUCCAAUCGCAAAAAGACGCCAGUCUACUUAACGGACAAACAAAUCGAUACGGAGAUUCUGAAGAUAAAAAUUCGCGAUUCCGAAUAUAAGACGUUGCGCUCGAUAGAGGAGAGUUGCGAAUCAAUUUCGCCAUUAAGCCUUCCCGAUUCGGUGAGUAAGAGGAAUUUCCUUUCACCCAGACCCAAGAGAAAUGAACAGAGAGUUGAACCAGUUGUGAUUAAAGCUACAUCAAGUGCAAAAAUAUCACCAAAAGAUUCAUUUUUAGAAAGUGCUUAUACAGAAGAUUGUCCCCUUCAGGCUGCCAUUAAAAAUAAUUCAAAUGAAUCUGUUAAGCCCGACACGAAAAAGGAGAAAAUUGAAGAAAAAGCAACUGAUAAGCUAGGUAAACGCGAAAAGGUAGAAGAGCCUUUAGCCCUUAAAGUCGAAUCACGCCCUCAAACGACUGCAUCACCGCCUCUUAGUGUCUGUAGCUUACAUUCGGCAGAUUCCGGAAAAGGAUCUAGUCUCCCUCAUGCCGAGGAACAGUCUAUUAUGAAUUAUGAAUUUUUGCUACCCGACAGCCUGGUAGGACAAUUGUACGGUCGCAAACGGGCUCACAUCAAUCAAUUGCGUGCAAAAACUGGCGCAAAAAUUUCAUUGAAAAAACAUCCGUUUACGGAUAAAAUAAAAAUUUGCGUAAUUGAAGGUACUCAAAAACAAAUAAGUUCAGCUUUGUCAUUGAUUCGUCAAAAAUUACCAUCAAAACGGUACCCGAAUUUAACGCUGGAACGUGUUCAUUUUGCCGAACCGCAAGCAAUAGUACCAUUGAAUGAAGUUCAUCGGUCAUGCCUGGAGCUCGCUCUCAUUGAAGGAAUCAAUAACGAUGUAAUUGUCACGUCCGUAAUCUCGGGCGGGCAUCUAUUCGUACAACAACCUUUACAUCCAUCUCAUCCAACCUUAAGUAUCUUACAAAAUUGCUUGAAUAAAACAUAUUCAAAUGGAGAGGCUCCAGGUCUUCCAGAAAUGACCGAUGAUGCUAUAUGUGUAGGUAAUUACUUAGACUCGUGGUAUAGAGUGCAAAUAGUUAGUAAGACAGUUGAAGAAGAUGAUAGCGGUUGUCUUGUUAAGUUUUUGGAUUAUGGGGGUUACGCCGUUCUAGAACGGGAUAAUUUAAAACAAAUUCGUGCAGAUUUUCUAGUGACGCCAUUCCAAGCAAUAGAAGCUGUACUUUCAAAUAUUGUGCCACCAGGCGCUGAGUGGUCAACAGAGGCAGCAACAAUUUUAUAUGAGCUAACUAAGGGAAUAGUCCUACAAGCUCAAGUAGUCGGUUAUACCAGUGAAAAUAUACCAGAGAUUUACUUAUACGCUUGCUUAGGGCCAAAUAACGUGAUAUUUAUUAAUAAAGAGUUAGUUGCUAGAAAACUGGCGAAUUGGACGGAACUGCGAAAUUGACUGCCUAAUUUAAAUGUAUAUAAUAUAGAAUCCUUUAUUAUUGAAUAAUGAAUAAUACUACAAAAUAAUUAAUUUAAUGUUUUCUUGUAUUUUUUCGAUUUGAUAUUAUAAAUAUUCGGAGAGUGUGUAAUUUCCUGAAUUUGUAAAUAAUGAGAAAGAAAAAUACAAAAACAGACAAAAUAUCGAAAAGAAAUAGCAAAGAAUAUUCGAUGUAUUUAGUUUUAUAAUUUAUUCUCUAGUGAUUUCUAUAUUGAACAUGUUAUUUUUACAGAAAAAAAAACCAACAAAGAGAAAAAAAAAUUAUUUUUUUUUGUUAAAGGCAAUGUAAAAAAGAAAAGUAAAAAAACAUACGUCUACCGUUAAGUUUCUUUUUAAGACUCGUAGAUUUUUUCCCUUGUGAAUAGAAUAAAUAGAUUUCUUAUACAAUCGAACAAAGCAAGACAAAAAUAAUGCAAGUGCUACUAAAAUUAUAUCGUAAUGGCGUGAAGUACAUAGCAUUUUUACCCGUUGAUAAAUUAGAGCGGACAUUCUCAGCUGGCCUUGAAAUUGAAGAAAAGAAACAACUAAGACGACCGCGAAUGCACAUUGGAAUUCUCAAGCCCGUUAUCGUUAUAAAAUUAGUCACAAGUUUCGCCUAUACAUGAUUAGAUUGAUUUUUUUACAUUGCUUUAGAGAGAAGCCAAUAACAAAUGAAAUAUUUUUAUACUUUAUUAUUUUAUUAUGUUUUUUUAUUACAUAUCAAGCUGGACGGACUGCUUAUAUUUCUUCUAAAGUGGAUAAUGAUUGUUUGAAGACACUGCAGUAUGGAAUAUGUUAUCUAUGAAUGAAUUGCGUUGAAAUGAAAAUAUAUUGUAUAUUUGAAAAGUAUUCAAUUGGUAAAGACUCAUUUCGGUGAACCUUUGAGUGAAGCUACACAUGCCGCACAACUGCGGAAAUAUGUCGAUAACUAAAAUUUCAAUUUAGCAAAUUAUCUCUAAUGAACAGUUGGUUUUGCUGGGGUUCACUUUAUUCCUACCGUUCGUUUAGUAAGAGAAAGAAAAUGUAAUAUGAUUGAAAACGGAAUUGAUAAGCCAUGUAUUGAUAAUAUUUCAUUGAUGUAAACAUAUAACUAAAUUAAUUUUUUGCAGUUAUGUGGUACCUAGAAGUGUCAAGAUAAUUUAGGUUUGGGAGGGUGCUUUUAGUGUGGAUAUGAAUAGCGUCAACUGAAAUCCAGAAAUUAGUACUAUGGAAAUCACAUGAAUUCGAUUUUUAAGUUCUCAAUAAAAUUUUACAAUUUGGGAAUAAUUCCAAGGUUAGAUACGUUUGCCAGAAAUUACUUCAAAACUGAUCUGUUAUGGAAUGGAAUUCUUCUCUUACGUGUGGGGGGAUCUCCUCAGUUUUCUAAUCCUUGAGCCUAGGUUAUCAAAAAAGUAAAGGCUGGUUCAGUAUCAGGUACAGUUUGAAAUACGCUUCCCAUUAUUUUACCACAUAAAGUGAUUGACGUUUGUCUUUUUCAUUAACUCCUUCCACUAUCGAUUUGUUCUUUCUAAAUUAUGAUCCAUUUUCAUUGCCAUAUUUUCUGUGCAACUCAUAGUCCUCAUAAACUGAUCGUACACUUGCCAUCGGACAUACACUACGAUUUUCUUUUUUGAUGAUUCCAUAUACCUUAUUAAUAGAGAGACAAUAAAUAAUUCGAUUUCUUUUCUAAGUAUACUUUUGCUCUUUGGAUUUUCCGUAAGCCUUUGUUCUAUAAUUUUACUAGGAGCAAGACUGCUUCUAACUGCGGCGUCUUAAUUCGUUCUCUUCAAAUUGUAGAAUUGUAGUUGUUCUGCUUUAGAUCACGAUUUUGUAUAAGUUAGUUGAAUAUUUGCUUCAUUUAAUAGAUAAUCAUAAAAUACAUAGUGUCUUAAUGAUUAAAGUCCUAUGAAAAUGUCCUAAGUAGAGAUGUAAGAUUUUUUGUGUUAUAUUUAUUUUUUUACAUUUGCAGAACUAUAUAUCGUAUUAGUUAAAUAAAAUUAUGAGUAAAAAUAAA